This is a messenger RNA of Drosophila takahashii, 1911 nucleotides long. The record is from RefSeq and is a predicted model, not a curated record. NCBI's taxonomy places the organism in Eukaryota, Metazoa, Arthropoda, Insecta, Diptera, Drosophilidae.
AGCCAAUUCAGUUGCGUCGUUGAGUCCGAAGAGAAAACACCAUACGAUAGCCGAUAGCAGCCGCCCAAAAGCCGUGAAAGUGGUGCUUUGCCAUUCCGAGUAUAUUGAAAAGGAAACUGCAAUUUAUUGCAAAAUUAUAUGCACUUUUACUCAGUGCUGUCGCCGCCAGUCGCUGGACACUUGCUUUUUGCUUUUUGCAUAAUCCCGGAGCAAUGUACAAGCACACGGUCAAGUCUAAGUUGAGCCAGGUGCGCAGUAAUCCUCCACAGACUGCUGCCAAUGCCACGCCCACUGUGAACAAGCAUGGAUUAGGGGCUGGGAAGAAGUUCUUUUCGCAUAUAAGGCACAAAAUCGAGGAUAAUCUAACGCCCAAAUUGAGUGGAAAACUUUACUGCAAAGGGAGUAAGCACACGAGAUCCAUGAGUGCCCUCUGCACUUCGGUGGAUGGAGGAUGUGUGGGUGGGAAAUAUACACCCAAGGCGGUUCCUGUGAGUUGUCCAGUUCAGUUUCCGUUCCCCCAAAUGACCAGCAGCGUUUGCAGCUAUGUGGACAGCGAUGAGGAGAGCCAGAUGAGCCUGAGUCUCAGCUUGGCCCAGCAAUCGCUGGAGGAUGAGAUCUUCGCGGAGCUGGAGAAGGUGGCCCACGAUGAGAGCAAGCUGAACGAGGUGCUCCAGAGCUUCGAUCACAUACUGAAUGAGUAUCCGCCGUUGGAGGAAGUUAAGAUGGUGGCUCCUCCGGCGGAGUUUUGCGAUCGCCCGGCCAUGUUGGCCAAAUCACACAGCUCCCUGAGCAUCAGGAUGCAGCUGUAUCAGUCCCCGGAAUUGGCAGGAUCAGUGCUGUUGAGUAGAGGAGGCGAUUCUAGAUAUAAUUCGCUGAGUGAUUUGAAUGGCAGCAGGAUACCAGUGCGCAAACAGUCGAGUCUGCGCAAGCGCAGCGAAAGUUUUUGUCUAGAGCAACCGAUUAGUUUGAGAACUGCGGCCAGUAAGCAGAGAACUCGUUCUUUGUUAACCUUGAAUACCCAAGGACCAAGAGCAACUGCUGCAGUUAAUCCACCAGCAAUAGCCAUGCCGAAGCGAGCCAAUUCCAGUCUGGAGAAGCGACAAGUAACCAUCAACAGACCUGCGGCCAGGAGAGCCAAUUCCAGCCUGAAAGCCAAGCCAAAAUCCCAGAGCCAAAACCAAUCCAAUGCCCACAGCGAUGAGCUGCUGGUCAAGUGUUUGGCCAAGGGUCAGGAGAUCCUGCGUCAGGUGGAAAGCAUGAGUUCCAAACCCAAGAGAACCACAAUAAGCAGCAGUCGGGGAGUCACCAAGGAGCACUCGCAGCUGGUGAAGAACAAGAAGAAGCUACAGAAGCUGCACUACGCCAACGAGGAGAAGGUGGGACGACCCAAGCUGGAGUCCUGCAAGAUUAUACCCCCAAAACUAGGAGAAACCUCGGAUAAAAACCAGGAGCUGCUCGUAAAAGUAGUGCAGGAUGUUAAGAAGAGCUCCAAACCGCUGAAAAAACCCACCAAGGAGAUUCGAGCAGAGCAGGAGGAGGAGGAUUCGGAUGAUUCGGGACACAUAAGCAAUACACAGCUCUCCACAUCCUCCACCUCCACCAGCAAUUCCACCGGGAGUCUCUGCGAAUCCGAGGGAGACGAGGCAGAGGAGCUACCCACGGAGAUUAAGAGCUGCAGUAAAUCAAACAACAAAAUCGCUGAGCUGCUGCAGAAAUUCGAGGCAGUUGCGGCGGCUGGGAAACAGAGUGGAAGCACCACAACCUGCCCCACUGUGGUGGCCAGCAAGAUGGUGGCCCAGGUGCAGGCGGUGCGCUGCAUCCAGACCCAGGUGGAGAUCUAUCCCACCUACACGAAAGAGGUAACUAUGCGGCUGCACUGACUUGGCCUCCGGUUCCGCUUCCGAUUCCGCU